Messenger RNA from Cordyceps militaris CM01, 537 nucleotides. RefSeq names its product Histidine triad-like motif-containing protein. Lineage: Eukaryota; Fungi; Ascomycota; Sordariomycetes; Hypocreales; Cordycipitaceae. Gene Ontology annotation, molecular function: catalytic activity. The record is from RefSeq and is a predicted model, not a curated record. The transcript has 3 exons. The coding region runs from base 1 to 537 and encodes 178 amino acids.
AUGAUGGAGUGGGCCAAAAAGGUGUUCAACUACCUUGUGCAUCUGGAGUGGACAGAGAGGAUCCAGCACAACUGCACCUUCUGCGACCGCGCGAACUUUGCCAUCAUCGUCUACGAAGAUGAUGAGAUCAUCGCCGUUGAGAACCGCCAUCUGGCAGGCCAGCAGCACUGGCUCAUCUUGCCGAAGCAGCACACGGUCCGCGACAUCGAAAACCUGAAUGGCCAACAUCUGGCACUUCUGCAAGCCAUGGAUCGGGUGAAGAAGCUGCUGCUCGCGGAGAGGGCCGCGGGCAUCUCGCCGUCCGCUGUGCAGUCCGGAUACCAUCGAGGUCGGCGGCGGCUGGUGGGGAGCAUCUUUUGGCCCGAUAUUAUUUCCAUCCACCAUCUCCAUCUUCAUGUCAUUGUCCAGCCGCACCUCUGGCUGCGAAUGUUCAAGUACCCGCGCUGGUUUCCACUCAUGUGGAAAUCGGAUAUGACGGUGCUGCGAGAGGUGCAGGGAACAUUGCAUGCACUCCCUCCCGCAACUGCGAGCGGCUAA